AUGGCCCCAUUACAGCAAGGUUCUUUCAAGCGUCAAGUCGAAGUUGGCCGUGUCGUCCUCCUCAACAACAACAAGUUGGCUGUCAUUAUUGACAUUGUCGACCACAAGCGUGUCCUCAUUGAUGGUCCCACCACUGGUGUUGCCCGUCAAGCCUGGACUCUCCGUCACUUGACUCUCACCAACCUCGUUGUCAAGGGUCUUCCCCGUAACGCUGGUCAAAGCACUGUCAAGAAGUGCCUCGAGAAGAACGACACUCUUAACACCUGGGCCAAGUCUGCUUGGGCUCAAAAGCUUGCUCAACGCCAAGUUCGUGCCAACUUGUCCGACUUUGAUCGUUUCAAGGUUCAAAAGCUCAAGAACAAGCGUCGCGUUGCUGUCAACUCUACUGUCGCUGCUGCCUUGAAGAAGGCUUAA
Messenger RNA from Lichtheimia ornata, 414 nucleotides. RefSeq lists its product as uncharacterized. Gene Ontology annotation, biological process: translation; ribosomal large subunit biogenesis. Gene Ontology annotation, cellular component: cytosolic large ribosomal subunit; ribosome. Lineage: Eukaryota; Fungi; Mucoromycota; Mucoromycetes; Mucorales; Lichtheimiaceae. The record is from RefSeq and is a predicted model, not a curated record. The coding region runs from base 1 to 414 and encodes 137 amino acids. Gene Ontology annotation, molecular function: structural constituent of ribosome; RNA binding. The transcript is spliced from 3 exons.